Molecule: messenger RNA, 1476 nt
Organism: Cylindrotheca closterium
Lineage: Eukaryota; Bacillariophyta; Bacillariophyceae; Bacillariales; Bacillariaceae
Source: the annotation of a GenBank genome assembly
AUGCAGCGCCAGUCUUAUGUUGGGUCUGUUGGAGCCCUUUGCCUUUGCUCGUUGGCGAAUGCAUUCGUGAUUGUCAGCAUCUUUCCGUAUGCAGGAUAUAUGGUGCUUGGACUACUGCCAGACACGACACCUGAGAGUGUUGGUGGAUACGCGGGAAUAUUGUCAUCCAGUUUCAUGCUGGGCCGUUGUGGGACGGCCUACCUAUGGGGAGAAAUUGCAGAUCAAAAGGGUCGAAUCUUUGUCUUGCAAUGUUCAUUGAUUCUGUCGGCAAUGUUUUCGAUACUCUUUGGAAUGUCCACAAGCUUUUUCAUGGCGAUUGUCUGGAGACUGUGCCUGGGUCUAUCUAGUGCAGUUACGAGCACCACCAAAACAUUGGCCUCUGAAAUUGGCCAUGGCGAUGAAGAGAUUGAAAAGCAAGCCAUGGGACUCGUCGUCGGAAUGAGAUCCUGGGGAUUCUUAUUGGGCCCUGCGGUUGGUGGAUUGUUGUCACAGCCGAUUCAGCAAUAUCCAAAGCAUUUCGAAGGCAAUAGAUUUCAGUCAAAAUUGUUUGGCUCGUUUCCCUAUCUGUUGCCAAACAUUGCGGUUGCCGUCACUUGUCUCCUGGCAGCAAUUCUGGUGUCCUUUACCCUAUCCGAGACGCUGGACGAUGACAAUCAGAAGAAAAAGAGUCACCGACAUUUGGAAAAUAGUACGAAUGAUGACGACGGGGGUGAUACAGAAGACGACGUGGCCUCGUCAAACGAGCAAACCAAACUGUUGGUGGCACCACAAGAAGGGCUUAUUGCAAAUCAAGAUGAACCAGAAAUACUGGUACCAAUCUGGAGCCGAAAGCCGACACAAGCACACAUGAUUUUCAAUUGGAUAUUUUCCUUUGUGGUCACUGUCAUUGAUGAUGGAUUUCCGCUGUUCACAAUUUCAUCUGUUGGCGGUCUGGGGUUCCAAGAAAAGGAUAUUGGACAAGUUCUGAGUUUGGCUGGUCUCAUUUUUGCACUUGGUCAAUAUGCAACUUAUCAUACCAUCAUUCACCGAUUCGGAGUCUCCCAAUCAAUCACAGUGGGAUGUGCGCUUGGUCUGGUUCCCCUGUCAUUGAUUCCAGUAUCGGUAUGGAUGAUGCGCGACGGCUUGUCAAAAUGGAGUAUCCUCCUCUUCCUCAGCAUGUUGAUUGGAUUGAGCAAGAUUUUGGUCUGCGCUUGCUAUUCCAGCCUGGCAAUUGCCACCAAUCGUUCCGUGCCAAAGCAGCAACGUGCGAAAAUGAAUGGCAUUCUAUUGAUUGGCUCGAGUAUUGCGAAAGGAAUGGGGCCAAUCUUUGCGGGAUUCUUGGUAUUCGUAUCAUUUUCAAAAACUACGUUCUGCAUUCCGCCGGAGCACGGAUCCAUCUUAAUCUUUGGGACGAUUGGAAUAAUGGGAUUGUUGACCACCCGAUUGGCAGUAUGGCUUGAGCGAGCUGGACAGGAGAUGUCAUUGCCCAUUGCUUAG